Sinocyclocheilus anshuiensis is the source of this 1590-nucleotide messenger RNA. RefSeq names its product phospholipid scramblase 2-like. The record is from RefSeq and is a predicted model, not a curated record. Gene Ontology annotation, biological process: plasma membrane phospholipid scrambling. The transcript has 12 exons. Bases 1 to 1590 code for a protein of 529 amino acids. NCBI's taxonomy places the organism in Eukaryota, Metazoa, Chordata, Actinopteri, Cypriniformes, Cyprinidae. Gene Ontology annotation, cellular component: plasma membrane. Gene Ontology annotation, molecular function: phospholipid scramblase activity.
AUGGUUCUAGUUCGAAGGGAGCACUGUCCACCAAAACCAACUGAAAACCAACAUCCAAAUCUCAUACCUCAACCAGAAGGUCCUGCACCAGCUUCUCCAGCCACAGAACUUAAGUCAGUGAAUCAACCGCCUCCAGUUCAGCCAGUCAUGAAUAAGUCUGAUCCAAGUAAUCCUGCACAUUACGAGGUUCAGCCACAUGGAGGUCCUGAUCCAGCUUCUCCACCUGCUGGGCUUCAGCCAGAGAAUCAGUCACCUCCAGUUCAGCCAGUCAUUAAUAUGUCUGCUCCAAUUAAUGCAGUGCCACAACUGAUUCUGCCUUAUAAAGGCUAUCCAGUCCAAAGCUACCCUCCAAAUGCCAUACCUCACACAGCAGGACCUGGACCGGUUCCUCCAGCUACAGGGCUCCAGCCACAGAAUCAACUACUUCCAGUUCAGACAGUCUUGAAUCAGUCUGAUCCAAGUACUCAAGCACCUCACCAGGUUCAGUCAUAUACAGGCCAUCCAGUCCAAAACUACCCUCCAAAUGCCAUAUCUCAGACUGCAGGCCCUGGACAGGUUCCUCCAGGUGCAGGGGUCCAGCCACAGAAUCAACCACUUCCAGUUCAGACAGUCAUGAAUCAAUCUCCAAAUCCAAUGCCUCAGCCAGGACAGCACCUUUCCACUUAUCCUGUGGGAGGUUAUGUAGUACAUGGGCACGUUCCUCCGCUUGCAGGGCUCCAGCCGGGCAAUUAUCCACCUCCAGUUCAGAUAGUCAUGAAUCCGUCUAGUCCAGGUCAUCCCGUCCAAAACAACCUUCCAAAUCUCAUGCCUCAGUCAGAAGUUCCUGCACCGGCUCCUCCAGCCAUAGAACUUCAGUCAGUGAGUCAACCACCUCCAGUUCAGCCAGUCUUGAAUCAGUCUGAUCCAAGUAAUCCUGCACCUCACCAUGUUCAGCCAUAUGCAGCACCUGCAGUUCCACCACUAGUUCAACUUUAUGGAGUACCACCUGGUCUCGAAUACCUCACUCAGAUUGACCAAAUACUUGUUCACCAAAAAAUGGCGUGUAUAGAGAUGCUUACUGGCUUUGAGACUAACAACCAGUAUGAGAUCAAGAACAGCAUCGGGCAAGAGAUCUACCAUGCCAAAGAAAAGAGUAACUGCUUUAUACGUAAUAUCUUUGGUUCAGCACGUGGUUUUAAAAUGCGAAUUACAGACAACAUGGGCCAAGAGGUCAUUCAGAUGGACAGACCAAUGCGCUGCUUCCUGCAAGAGAUUGAAGUACAGGCUCCACCUGGAGUAACCAUAGGCUAUGUGAAACAGGAGUGGUCCUGCUUUUUACCAAAAUUCUCCAUCCUGGGCCUCAACAAUGAGGUGCUACUGAAGAUCCGGGGACCCUUCCUUCCACUCAAAUGCUGUGGUGACAUAAAUUUUGAGGUAAAAGGCAUGCUUGGUGAACAGUCUAUUGGUCGAAUCACAAAACAACGGAGUGGUUUCAUUAAGAAAUGCAUCAGUGAUGCCACCAACUUUUGUAUCCAGUUCCCUAUGGACAUGGAUGUUAAUAUGAAGGCUGUACUUUUAGGUGCUUGCCUCCUUAUUGACAUUGCGGUCUAA